CCUUUUGGCCCAUUUACUGCUUAAACCCUAUAUCCUUCUUCCUCUAGAUCUCAAUUUCUAGAGAGAGAAAGGAUAAGAUCUGCGAAUUUUCUGAUUGAUUUCAAGGAUGAAGAUUCAGUGUAACGUCUGUGAGGCGGCGGAGGCUACGGUGUUGUGUUGCGCCGAUGAGGCGGCGUUGUGUUGGACUUGUGAUGAGAAGGUACAUGCUGCUAACAAGCUCGCCAGUAAGCAUCAGAGGGUUCCUCUUUCUACUUCUAAUACUCAAAUGCCAAAGUGUGAUAUUUGUCAGGAAGCAGUUGGCUACUUCUUUUGUCUGGAAGACAGGGCUUUAUUCUGCAGAAAAUGUGAUGUUGCCAUACAUACAGUCAAUAGUUUAGUUUCAUCACAUCAGAGGUUUCUACUUACAGGAGUGAAAGUAGGGCUUGAAGCUGCUGACCCCGGUGUGUCAUCGUCUACGGGAAAAUCACACUCCUGUGAUAAGAUACCAGAAGCAGAAAAAUUACAAUCUCUGCAAGGAAGGAGCGUUCCAAUGUCAGCAACAAGUCAAUUCAACAAAGUUAUGCCUGUCCAAGCUGCUGGAACUGUUGAUUUUCUCUUUCCUAAGAUGCCUUUUGCUGGAGGUUCUUCUGCUGAAAGUAUUCAACAAUGGCAGUUUGAUGACUUCCUUGGACUGUCAGAUUUCAGUCAGAGUUAUAACUACAUAGACAACGGUUCAUCUAAGGCUGAUAGUGGCAAGUUCGGAGAAUCAGAUGGUUCCCCGAUUCUAAGAGACAUGGAGGUGGAACUUGAUGGUGAAGAUUGCUUGGGUCAGGUCCCUGACUCUUCUUGGGCUGUCCCACAGAUCUCUUCCCCACCUACUGCUUCAGGACUGUGCUGGCCAAAAGAUCUCCCUCAUCAUCAACACCAAAUCGAUUCUGCUGCUUUUGUCCCAGAUGUAUGCUACUUACCGGUGCCAAAUUUCUACGGUUCUCAACAAAAUACAGGUACCUUAAAGAGGAGACGACACUUGUAACAGGGUCCACUGGUUAAAUGUCCUUCUGAUAGGUUUUUUUAAAAUCAUGACCUUCCGACAAGUUUGAGAAUAUCACAUGCUUAACAGAAGAAUGCCUAGAAACUUGUCAGAAGGUCUUGGAUUUAAAAAGCACUUUUCCGUAGGCCAUUUAGCUAAAAUAACCCACUUCUCUUCUAAUGCCUCGUGUCGGUUGGACGCGAUGGUCCUUUCAGUGUUGUAACCUUAGGUGCAUCUUCCAAGUCUAGACAUCUAUCCUAGGGGUUAGUUUGAAAAGAUGGAGGCACUCCCAAAUCUCAAUGCCACCUUUCGAGUGCGUGUAAUUUUACGUAUGUAUCGGGUAUUCCUCAGGUGGAGGAAGUGUAGUGUGUUGUGAGUCGGGAUUUGUCUUUUUCGUUAUUUAAGUUAACUUUGUGGUGUAAUCGGAUGGAUGGGAAGGAUGGGGAGGGUGGGUUGUCCUUGUGGAGCAAGGAGUAAGGAAAUGUUGUGCGACUUAUAAAAAUGGUAAAAAUAUAGUAGCAGUUCUUGGAAUAAUAUAUGUUGUAUCACUGUUAUUUA
Molecule: messenger RNA, 1567 nt
Organism: Cynara cardunculus var. scolymus (artichoke)
Lineage: Eukaryota; Viridiplantae; Streptophyta; Magnoliopsida; Asterales; Asteraceae
Product: B-box zinc finger protein 22
Exons: 3
Coding region: 107-1012 (301 amino acids)
Biological process (GO): regulation of DNA-templated transcription; photomorphogenesis
Cellular component (GO): nucleus
Molecular function (GO): zinc ion binding
Source: RefSeq, a predicted model, not a curated record